This is a messenger RNA of Triticum turgidum subsp. durum (durum wheat), 1116 nucleotides long. The record is from the annotation of a GenBank genome assembly. Lineage: Eukaryota; Viridiplantae; Streptophyta; Magnoliopsida; Poales; Poaceae.
AUGAUGGCCACGGAGCUCUUCGCGCCGCACCGCCUCGACGUGCUCCACCACCUCCGGAGAGAGAAGGUGGGCGAGCUCAUGGACCACGUCGCGCGGCUGGCGAGCGACGGCAAGCCGGUGAACGUGGGGCGCGUGGCCUUCACGACCAGCCUGAACCUGCUCUCCCGCACCAUCUUCUCCCACGACCUCACGAGCCUCGACGACGACAACCGCUCCGGAGAGUUCCAGGAGGUGGUGACGGGGAUCAUGGAGACCGUGGGGGCCCCGAACGUCUCGGACUUCUUCCCGGUGCUCGCGCCGGCCGACCUGCAGGGCACACGCCGGCGGCUGGAGAGGCUGUUCUCCCGCCUACACGUGGUUUUCGACGCCGAGAUGGACGAGCGGCUACGCGGCCGCGACGCCGGCCAGCCCAGGAAGAACGAUUUUCUCGACGUGCUGCUCGACGUGGCGGCGCAUGAGGAUGGCAAGGACCUGCUCGACCGCCAGACGCUACGCUCACUUUUCAGGGAUUUGUUUGCCGCCGGCAGUGACACAAGCUCUAGCAUAGUGGAAUGGGCAAUGACCGAGCUUCUCCAAAAUCCAUCAUCAUUGGCUAAGGCUUGUAAUGAGCUUGAACAAGUUAUUGGCCCAACAAGAAACAUUGAAGAGGCUGACAUUGUUCGGUUGCCCUAUAUGCAAGCUAUCAUAAAAGAGACUUUUCGACUCCAUCCUCCUGCUCCACUCUUGUUGCCACGCCAACCUGAGGUAGCACUGAAAAUAGCAGGCUACACAAUACCGAAAGGUUCACGCAUUUUCGUAAACGUAUGGGCGAUAGGUCGAGAUAAAGAUGUAUGGGAUGAACCUGAGAAAUUUAUGCCGGAAAGGUUCCUGCUGGGUUCCACAAUUGACUUUAGAGGUGCUGAUUUUGCGCUCCUUCCUUUUGGUGCCGGACAUCGGAUCUGCCCUGGGAUGACAUUGGCAACUAGGAUGGUGCAUCUGAUCCUCGCUUCGUUGUUACAUCAGUUUAAGUGGAGUCUCCCUGCUGAGAUGGAAAGGGAUGGAAUUGACAUGGAAGAUAAGUUUGGCCUCACACUUACUAAGGUCGUUCCCCUUUGUAUUUUAGCAACACUAGUUUGA